AUGGCUGCCGCCGGGGCACCUGAUACCGUGGCACUAGAGCGGAUCGUGGGGGCCCUGAAGAUGCUGCUAAGCCCCGGAGGAUCAGGUUCCAGUUCAUUACAGAUCACCAAACAUGAUGUUCUGUUGGAUACUUUAAAAUCUAACUUGUCAGCUUUGGAUGAAAAGUUUGAGGAGGAUCCUGAAUGGAAGGAGCUGAAGAACCUGCAAGAUGUAAUUGCAUCUGGGGCAGAAUGGCUACAGAACUCUGUGGAUGUUACCUGGAAUUUUACUUCUCAACUUUUAGUGUUACUGUUGUGUCUAAAACAAAGCAUGGUUCUGCUAGCAGCCAAUUUCCAUCCACCUGAGCCAAAUCCUAGAACUGCAGAAGCGGCCCCUGUCCUAAGUCCUGAUACGCUUAGUAUAUCUCAGCAGAAAACUGUUCAGUCGGCUUUGCAAUUUGUGGUUACCCUGGGGAUCUGUCCCUUUCUUUUGCCUGGUGUUGGAAUCCCUCUGCGAUGCCGGACAGAAUUUGGUGCAGUUAUUCAAGACAUUGUCUCUUUUUCUGCUGCUCCCAGUGCAGUUCAUAGACUGUACACAAGCUGCAUCGUACUGCUGGAUGUUGCAAAACACGUGUCCCUGGGCAGUCUGAUUCUCAGUCGCCACCUUGGAGACAUUGCAGCAGGGCUCUGCCAGCUAGGAUUCUGCCCCAUGAAGAGGAAAGAUGAAUUAGCAAAACCUUUGGAAGAAGGUCUAAAGGAAGAAGAGAGGACCCAAGCCAGAAAAGCCUUGCAGAGCAUUUUAGAUCAAGUCUACCAACCCCUGGUUGUUCGGGAGUUGAUUAUCCUCCAGGGAGGACCUCAACAGAAAUGCUCAGAUGUGAAAGCAAUGCCCAGUGCUCGGACCCCAGCCUGGCUUCGACGUCUUUGUGGGCAGCUGCUUUCAGAAAGAUUGAUGAAACCUCAUGGUGUUCAGGCUGUGGUCCGGGGCAUCUUGGAAGGAGCUGGUGCUGGAGCAGCUGGUGGUGCUGGUGCUGAAGCUGUUGCUGCUGACUGGAGGAAGUGUGACAUGGUGGCUAAGAUUCUGGCCUCCUGCCCCCAACAAUCCCUUUCCUUAGAAGAUUACUAUCAGCAGAUCUGCCCUCAGAUUCUAGAUUUAUUGCACAUUCGGGAUAAAUUGGUAGCCCGGCAGUUUCAGAGAGUUGCUACCACUACCUUCUUGACCAUUACAAGAGAACACCCUCAGCUGGCCAUGAAACACUUGCUGCAGCCAGUGUUAGAGCCGGUUCAUCGAUGCUCCAGUACAACAGAGCUGUCAACCAAGCAGGAAUUACUACCAGGAACCAUCGUGGUAAAAGAGGAAGAACUUAGUUGCUGUUUGGAAGAUGUGUUUAAGGUGUUUGUGGUUGGGAACGAGCCUGGAUCAGCCUUGCUGGAGUCCUUGUGUCCAGUUCUGGGGAUUAUUUUUUCUCUCUAUUGCUUUACACGGCAGAAUGUCUCUCCUUUAAGGUCUUUCUGCCAAGAGAUCUUGUUGUGGAUGCUGGAGAAGCUAGAGAGAAAGGCAGCUCUGGCUGCUCUGAAAGGAUUGGCAGGUCUGGAUAAGUCGAUGCCGUCUCUCCAUCCGCUGUGUGAAUUCAGAGCUGCCAGUCAAGGCAGUACAAUGGUAACCAUCAAAGAAACUACUAGUGAUGAGGACGAAGUUUUAUAUCAGAAAGUAGCCUCGGAGCAGGGCCAGGUGGAAUUUCUAGUGGACCUGCUGUCCCAGAGGCAAGAGUGUGGCCUGGCCGGGGACUUCUUUGUCUGCUGUUUAGAGGAGCUGACACAGGUAGCGGUGGAAAAGAAAGUCAAGAUCCCCCCCAGCCCCAUCUCCCACACAAGCCUUUUGGCCCUGGAAGACCAAAGUUUCCUUAUUGAAGAGCAAGAGAACAAGCUGCUUCUCUUGCAAGUGGUAGCCGUCCUGUGUGAGAGAAUGUCCGAGACUAUUUUCACCAGCGUCACCCAGGUGGUAGAAUUUGUAGCAGCAACACUGAAGAGAGCAUGUGUCAGCUUAACCCAAGAGGCAGAGAGUUCUGUGGAAGCACAGACUUUGAGUAUGUCAAUGGGACUGGUGGCUGCCAUUUUGGGAGGGGCUGUUCAGUUGAAAUCAAAUGACUUUGAUGUCCUGAAGAAGUUGGUACCCCUCUUAGAAGAGGUCUCUUGUACAUACCCAGAACCUGUCAUUCAAGAACUCGCUGCUGAUCUCCGCAUCACCAUCUGUACCCAUGGUGCCUUCUCCACUGAUGCAGUCAGUGCAGCUGCCCAGGUUACCAUGAAGAAAAAAGAGCCAGGAGGGGACAAGAUGGAGGGACAGCUUCAUUCCAAAUCUCGGAGAAGUUCUGAGGCUGAUGUGGUCCAGACCCACUCAGGCCAGCAACCCCAGUGUGAGAAAGCCAGCCACACAGAGAGCUCCUCUGCUGCUCCAUCCAUGCCCCCUGAGGCCCAGGAAAGUCGCCCCAGGCAGCAGUGCCUCUUGGCCGAGAGCACUGCUGCAAACCAGAGCCCCAGAGGUGCAACCCCAGAACAGUUUCAAGAGGUCCUCUUGUCAGCCUAUGACCCCGAAAUUCCAACACGGGCCGCUGCUUUGAGGACUCUUUCCUGCUGGAUAGAACAAAGAACUCCUCAGGCUCUUAGGACCCAGGAGAAGCUUCUGAAGGUAUUCUUAGAGAACAUGGAGCAUGAGGAUACUUUUGUGUAUUUGUCUGCAAUUCAGGGUGUUGCCCUGCUGGCAGAUGUAUAUCCUGAGGAAAUCCUUCCAUCUCUGCUGGCACAGUAUGGGAAUAGCACCAAAAAGCUCCCUCCUGAGACCAGAAUGAAAGUUGGAGAAGCACUGAUGAGGAUUGUUCGAGCUCUAGGAGACAUGGUCUCAAAGCACCGAGAGCCUCUGAUUCACAGCUUCCUGAGGGGAGCAAAGGAUCCCGACGGCAGCCACCGGGCCAGCAGCUUGUCCAACCUUGGGGAACUCUGCCAAAGGCUCCACUUCCUGGUGGGCCCCGUGCUUCACGAGGUGACGUCGUGCCUGAUCGCUGUGGCGAAGACGGACCCCGAAGCCCAGGUUCGCCGAGCUGCCGUCCACGUCGUUGUGCUUCUGCUCCGAGGGCUCAGCCAGAAAGCCACCGAAGUGCUGAGAGACGUCCUGAAGGACCUUUACCGCCUGCUGAAGCACGUGGCCCGCUCCGAGCCAGACGAGGCAGCCCGGCUGCACGCCCAGCUCGCCCUGGAAGAGCUCGAUGACAUCAUGCGGCGCUUCCUGUUCCCGCCGCAGACCUUGGAGAAGAAGAUAGUGGUGCUGCCCUAGACCUCCCGCCCUGGGUGCUCCACUGAGGCCUGGACCCGGAGGCCCCCGGGCAGCCCCGCCCAUCCCUGCCCGGAAGUGCGCCCAUCCCUGCCCGGAAGUGCGCCCUUCCCGGCCGAGAUCUGAGCUCUUAGCGAGAACAUCCCCCUAGAACGGCCGGGUGGGGGCCUCGGGAGGGAGGCCGGCUGGCCCAGCCACCCCUCAUCUCAUGGAGGAGGGAAGCCCAGCCCAGACGCUGAGCGAGUCAGCGGCUCCUGCCUGCCCGCCCAGACCUCUGCCCCGGGCCACACCGAGGCCCCCCCCCCCCAGGGGUACAGGGCAGGGGGGAGGGGAGCGCUCACGGGACCGGAAGGGGAAGCAUUGGGGAAGAAGCCGCCCUCUGCCCUCUCUCCCGGCCUCACCGACGCGCCAGGGGCCGGCACAUUGUCCGUGACACGAAGCUGCUUCUCCACGGUUUUUCCUAAAUCCCCCACUCGUGUGACUGGGUUAUGCGGGGAGAGGUUUCCCAACGAAAGUGAUGGAUGCCUGUUUACCUGGGCAGGCGUGUGGGUUGCUUGAAGGCAUUGGUCGCUUACAGGAUACAAAAUAAAAUAACCUCAAUGAUGGUGACGUAAAAAAGGCAUCAAGAAAACAUUUUCCGAAGAAAGA
Molecule: messenger RNA, 3954 nt
Organism: Gracilinanus agilis (Agile Gracile Mouse Opossum)
Lineage: Eukaryota; Metazoa; Chordata; Mammalia; Didelphimorphia; Didelphidae
Gene: TANGO6
Product: transport and golgi organization 6 homolog
Exons: 18
Coding region: 1-3309 (1102 amino acids)
Biological process (GO): protein secretion
Source: RefSeq, a predicted model, not a curated record